CUCCAACUCAGGCCCAUGGGCUUUCUCUCGAGCUCCUUGUCCGGCCCAAAAGCCACAGAACAAAGCCCAAAACCUAUUCUCGCCUUCGCUUCAUCUUCUCUGUUUCAGCUGAAGAGAGGGAUUCUUCUUUCCUCCUCCUCCCAAUCUCCAACCAGUGGCCAUGUCAAUGGCCAUGUCAGUUCCUCUUUCCCUCUCUUCUCCUUCCUCUUCUUCUUCGUCCUUCAGACACAAACCCUUCUUCUCAUCUCCCCUCCCUCUCCCUCUCAGGCCCCUGGCAAGACCCUCGAAGCCCUUCCUCUUCAGGGCACAGUCGAAGGCUCGAACUCAGCUGACGCGCCUGACCGGCUAAUCUCCGCCGUCUGCUACUUCUACCCCUUCUUCGACGGCGUCCAGUACGGGAAGUAUGUCGUGACCCAGUUCUCCCCCAUCGCCACCCUGAUCCAACCCCUCCUUCCCGCCAUUAAAGCCUUCAAGAGCUUCCCCUUCAAUGGCUUCUUGGUGUUCCUCACCCUCUACUUCGUGGUCGUCAGGAACCCCAACUUCAGCAGGUAUGUGAGGUUUAACACGAUGCAAGCUAUCGUUCUCGACGUGCUGCUGAUCUUCCCGGACUUACUGGAGAGGAGCUUCAACCCGCGGGACGGGGUUGGGUUGGACUUGAUGAUGAGCUUAGACAGCACUGUGUUUCUGUUCCUUUUGGUGUGUUUGAUCUACGGGUCAUCGUCUUGCUUGCUUGGCCAGGUCCCGAGACUGCCCCUUGUAGCUGAAGCUGCUGAUAGGCAGGUUCUUUGAAGGUCAUAUGUUCGAGCAUCUCUCUAUCGAUCACUUCAAUAUCAGGUGCGUUUCGAUCAAGAUAGCUAAUUGAUGUGACUGUCAAUGUCGAUGAUGUAAUCUGAUACCAAAAAUGAUUGAAUUUGCAUAGGGCUAGCAAGAUGCUCAUGAUUGUGUACCUCUCCCGGUGAUUUUCCGGGUUCUAUAUGGCACAUUGUACAUUGUAUUUCAAGAUCAAGAGAAAAAGUACCAUUUUGUUCCAUUGGAA
This is a messenger RNA of Punica granatum (pomegranate), 1036 nucleotides long. The record is from RefSeq and is a predicted model, not a curated record. Lineage: Eukaryota; Viridiplantae; Streptophyta; Magnoliopsida; Myrtales; Lythraceae.